Messenger RNA from Microplitis mediator, 3203 nucleotides. RefSeq lists its product as uncharacterized. Lineage: Eukaryota; Metazoa; Arthropoda; Insecta; Hymenoptera; Braconidae. The transcript has 11 exons. Bases 207 to 2792 code for a protein of 861 amino acids. Gene Ontology annotation, cellular component: actin cytoskeleton; Z disc; nucleus. Gene Ontology annotation, molecular function: actin binding. The record is from RefSeq and is a predicted model, not a curated record. Gene Ontology annotation, biological process: positive regulation of actin filament bundle assembly.
GAAAAUCUCGGUGGUUGUGUAUUUCGCGCGUCGCCCGGACAGUGAUCAUUACCCGUAGCUUAAACUUAACAUUGUCUUAUUAUUUGUCUAUUACGUAAAUUAUUUAAUAAUAAAUAUCAAAAUAAACACAUUCAUAAAUCUAUACAUAUAUAUAUGUAUAUCUAAAUAAAUAUAUAAACGUGUAUUUGAAAUUAUCGAGUGUUAAAAUGAGGAGAGCAUCAUUAGAUAAACCAGCUAGUAAAUAUAAUUACGGAAGCAACAUAAUUUACAACUACGCAGUAUCGACAAAUUUAAAAAAUGUUGAAAAUAAACGUUUGAUAUUUCAAACAUCAUCGACAUCAUCACCGCAAACAUCAAACACUAACAAUAUCAGUAUACAGCGGAGUUUUUCCGCAGAUAAUGUUAUAAAAACGCGCGGAUUCAAACCUUCUGACAGACACGAUCCUGUUAAGAGAAAUUUUCUCGAAAAUCUUACCUCGAAAAUACUACAUUUCGAUAUGGAUAGCGGACAGAAAACACUACCAAUAAGUUUACAAAAACUUCUUACCCCUGCAAUGGAUUCAGUCGAUUUGCAGACUAGGCAUAAAAAAAUGUAUGCAUCAUCAUGUUUUUACGGUCCAACUCACCCCACUGUUGAAGAUCAAGUAGAACUCGCUCGGCGAAUUUCUUAUUCAUUGAGCGACGUUAAAAAUAUGAAAAGUAAAGGGCAGUCGAUGUAUGUCAAUAGAAAAAAACGAUCUGUCAAGUGGAUUCAUGACGGAAAUGGCGCCGAAGGAGAAGAAGAACCUCAAUCGCCCGUGCACAAGGAUAAAGUACCACUGAAAUGCGUAAUGAAUCCAAAUGGAAAAGUAAUGGACAUUACCGGCAUUCAAGCAUUAGGCGAAGAGCCCAAUAUUGGUACGAGUCCAAUAAAUGCUGAGAAACUUUUUGAUAUUGUACGUGAUUUAAACAAUCAGAAAGGACGCGGCGCUGAAAUUUUUGCGAAACGUAGAAAAAGGUCAGAAAAGUGGGUUGUAGAUAAAGAUCAAUCGUCAACGCCAUCCACGCCUAAUUAUUCUAAAGUACCUCCUAAUUUUUCAUCCAAUAUGGACUACGGAACGAACGAAAACUCAAACUUUAAUAAUAAUUCACCUUUGUCAACUCCAGCAUUUCAAAAUAAUAAUAAUAAUAACAAUAAUAAUAAUAGUCAUAACAAUAAUAAUAAUUCAAAACCAUUUUUUAAUCCAUUUGCUAUGGAUUUUUCUUUAGAUAACACAAUACCUUCAAAAAAAGCUAAAAAAAUCAUGCUUGUACGCUUUGCACGGCAUUUAAAUUUUUCAGAGCACGAAUCACGUCGUAAGCCGACAGAAAAUAUUUUACGCAAACCCGCGGAACCCGAAAUUAAGAAAAUUUAUUUGCGUGAAGUCGCAGUCGGUACUGACUCUGAUUUGACUAACGGUAAACAUAUGAAUAAUAAUCAUCAUAAUCAUCACAAUCAUAAUAAUCACAAUAACAAUAACAACGGCUAUGAAAAAUAUCGCAUGCCUGAGUCAGAUCGUUAUCAACCUCAUCCUCAAUCGCGUCGCAAAGCCCAGGCUCAAUAUCACCAAAAUGACUAUCGCGAAGUACGGGACACCCGCAAUAGUAACCGUAGUUAUGACAAUCGUAAUAAUAAUCAUAAUAAUGAUACCCGCGAACAUUAUCGUAGUCAGCGUCAACAGCAAAAGCAACAGAAACAUCAGCAGCUGCAAGAAGAACAAGAAUAUGAAGACGAAAAUGAUUACACACCGGUGCCAGUUAAACAACUGAUCCAGGAAUUUGAAAAAACAUGUCGUCCUGUUUUUCAAUACAAACAAAUGAGCCCUAAAGUCACUAUUGUCCAACAACAUCCACCGCUAGAUGAUAUUUCGCGCUUUUUUGACGCUCCGCGUAUGCCUGCUAACAAACAAAUCAAUAAUAACAAUACUCCCAUGAAUGGGGUCAAUGGAAAUGGAAAUCAAAUGGCAAUGAAUGGAAACCAGGUCGGAAUCAAUGGAAACCAUUUGAUGAUAAAUGGAAAUCAAAUGGGAAUGAACGGUAACCACUUGGUGAUGAAUGGAAGUCAAAUGGUGGGCAAUGGAAAUGGUUAUCAAAGAAGUUAUCCCAAAAUCGGUUAUCAGUCAAUGGGCGGUAAUGGAUUGAGAUACGAGUAUGAUUCAUCAGAUGACGAAAUAGAUGAUUCAUUUGGGGAAUCCAGUGAAUCAAUGGAUAAUUUAAAUAUCGAUGACUAUGAGGGGGGUGGCGGUAUCAGAAAUGGCUCUCGUUAUUCAAAUGGCACAAGAAUCUCUGACACAAUUAGCAACCAAAUGUCGGGAAUGAGUAAUAGCCGCAUGUCGGGAAUGAGCAACCGAAUGUCAUCAAGUGAUUGCGACUACAGAAGACAAUUGUUUGAUGCUGCUACUGAUCAAUUGUUUGAAGCGCCCGCGGGCUUUAGAAAUGAGGAUAUGGACAGUAUUAACAAGUUCAUUGAUACAGAAGCUGAAAUACCCAUUCAGAUGAAGUCAUUAAUUCUAAAAGGAAUCACUUCACAAGAGGAUAUUCUUGAACAAAUAAAGCUGUUGCGCAGAACUCCAGUUCUGGAAAAUUUAAUACCCGGACCGCCAAUUGACAGUGCUAAAUUAUAUGAGAGUACUUACAGCGGCCCUAAAAUAGCAAGUGUCCAAACCCUCGCAAAUUACAACACAGCGCCACGUGGUUGGGAUCAGUCACAAUCUUUUUAUCGUCCAGUGACAUUUGAUAAACCUCAGGAACCAAUAACUUACUCUGAUUUUUAAAUUAAAAAUUUUAAUUGCCUAUUGUUAUUUAAUUCAUUUUAAAUCGUUGUACUUAAUCAUUAUCAAUUGCAACAAUUACCCAAAUAAAAAUAAUUAUCAGUCUUCAUUCUAAUUCCCAAUAUGGAUUUUGUUUCCCUGGAGCCUGUGAAUAUAAAUAUAAUAAAUAAAUUUAUUUAAUAUGAUGGUAUUUGAAUAAGUGAUAAAUUUGAAUUUAAAAAAAAAAUUCGUUUUGCUUGUGCGUAUUUUAUUUUUAUUUUAAGUUAUUUAUUAUUAUGUGCUUCGUGCCUUAUUCCAUUUAUUCUCCUCAAUAUUUUUUUUUUCUUAUAAAUAUAUACAAACAUAUAUUAAUAUUAUUAUUGUUCAAUUGUAAUUACGUAAGUUAAGAAAAAAGAAAAAGAUUAGAAUCCUUAG